Galleria mellonella (greater wax moth) is the source of this 5313-nucleotide messenger RNA. RefSeq lists its product as uncharacterized. The transcript is spliced from 9 exons. The coding region runs from base 101 to 2329 and encodes 742 amino acids. Lineage: Eukaryota; Metazoa; Arthropoda; Insecta; Lepidoptera; Pyralidae. Gene Ontology annotation, molecular function: serine-type endopeptidase activity. Gene Ontology annotation, biological process: proteolysis. The record is from RefSeq and is a predicted model, not a curated record.
AGAGCGACCACACUUGACCGCUACGCGCGCGCGCAUUCGCCGCGGCGAAUUUCGUUCAUAUCGCUCGUAGAACGCGCUGCGCACGCGCAUCCGCCCCGAAAUGGUUAACUUGCCGUGUAAUAUUGUUUGUGUGUGUUUGUUUUUGUGUUUGCAAUCUGUUUUGUGUCAAUUCGGUUUUUUCCACAAACAAGAGGAUGACCAGCGACGCGGCGUCUCGUUUCAGUUUCCAAACGUUUUUGAUCCGAAUAGAAUCAGAAACACUUUAUCUGGCAUACUACAUUUGAGACCCGAAGAUAAGGACACAAAUAAAAUGUUCGUGUUUCCAUUCAGGAGACCCGGUAUAACCAACGACUAUGAUCAUAAUCACAGUUAUCCGAACCAAUAUGAUAAACCUGUGGAAUUCCCGAACGUUCCGCCAAAUUUUGGCAACCAGUACAAUUACGGUCAAAUACCAAAUUCAUAUCCCCCAAAUACAGAUGGCCAAUAUCAUCCAAAAUAUCCACAGCAACCUUCUUAUCCAGAGAUUCCACAUGAUCCUGUUAAUUUUGAUGAUUAUAAACAAAGCACAACCACUAUAUCAACCAUAAUAAAUGAAUCCGGAGAUAACAGUCCAUCAGGAGUGUUUCAAAAACCGGAAUCUCCCCAAGGUAUACCAAAUAUUCCACCAAAUUCUAACAUUCCUCAAGGAAUACCUAAUAUACCUCCAAGUCCUAAUACUUUCCCGGAAAUACCAAUAAAGCCACCAAGUUCAGAUGUCUUCACAGAAAUACCUAAUUUCCCUCCGAAUAAUGAUGCUACCUCAGGAAUACCAAACAAGCCACCAAGUGAAUAUGGCUCUCAGGGAAUACCUAGUAAAAAACCAAGUGAAGAUGCCAUUCAGGGAAUACCAGACAAGAAACCAAGUGAAGAUGUCUCUCAGGGAAUACCAAAUAAGCCACCAAGUGAAUAUGGCUCUCAGGGAAUACCAAAUAAGCCACCAAUUGAAGAUUCGUCUUCAGGUAUACCAAACAAGCCACCAAAUACAGAUUCUUCUCAAGGAAUACCGAUUGUGCCACCAUCUUCUGACACUUCUCAAGGAAUACCAAACACCGCAAGUUAUGGAGGACCACAGAACCCUCAAACAGAGCUGCCGAUGCUGACUCCUGUACCUGAAUCUCAGAAGAGGAAUAACUUCAACUUCGGAACCCACGGGAUAUUCCAGGAAACGUGUUCUACUAUAGAUGAUCAGGUCGGUAGUUGUGUAAGCCUGUUCCAAUGUGAGAAGUAUUUGAAGGUUGUUCAGGAGGCCGGCUCCAGCCCGGCGGCUGUGCAGCUGUUGAGGAAAGUGCACUGCGGAUUUGACGGGAACAACCCUAAGGUCUGCUGUCCACGACCAGGCAUCCCUACCGGGCCACCACCGUCGGUACCCCCACCACCGCCACCAACACAACCCGUCACCAAAGCACCCACCAUCACGGAGGAGCCAGAAAAAGAAUCUGAAGGCAAAUCGUUCUCUGAUGACUUUGUUGCAUCUUUACCCCAACCGCCUGUGUGCGGAGUCAGCAAUGCAUCGUUCAGUAGGGUGAUUGGGGGGGUUGACGCUCAUCUCGGUGACUUCCCAUGGAUGGCGCUUCUGGGCUACAAGCCCAAGCGCGGCCCCGGUGCGCGGUGGCUGUGCGGAGGCACCCUGGUCACCUCCAAACACGUUCUCACCGCAGCUCACUGCAUAUACUUGCAUGAAGAUGACUUGUUCCUCGUUCGCUUGGGAGAGCUCGACCUAGCAAAGGAAGACGACGGCGCCACACCGACCGACGUCCUGAUCAAAAAGAAGAUCAAACACGAACAGUACAGCUCCAAAGCCUACACUAACGAUAUAGGAGUUCUGGUGCUGGAGAAAGAAGUUCAAUUUACAGAUUUGAUCAGACCGAUCUGCCUACCGGCUAGCUCGGAGCUGAGAGAGAGAACCUUCGAGAAUUACAACCCUAUAAUUACGGGGUGGGGAGCCACAGAAUUUAGAGGACCAUCAGCGACCCACCUGCAAGCGCUCCAGUUGCCUGUAGUCAGCACAGACUCCUGCGCUCAAGCUUAUUCGCAGUACAAGGCGCAGAAGAUAGACGAGAGGGUCUUGUGCGCCGGCUACAAGAAUGGGGGGAAGGACGCUUGCCAGGGCGACAGUGGGGGACCACUUAUGCAGCCUAUUUGGAAUCCAUCUGACUACACGACAUACUUCUACCAGAUCGGUGUGGUGUCCUACGGAAAGAAGUGCGCCGAGGCUGGCUUCCCGGGUGUUUAUUCUAGAGUGACAUAUUACAUACCGUGGCUUGCUGAGAAGCUGCUGGGGACGGCGUAGGAAAUGUUAGCUUAAAACUAUUUGGACUGCAAACGUAGGUUUAUGUGAUUUUUUUUUUUUUGUAUUUUUAUUGACAAAAAUUUAAAAGUAAAACGUUACCUUAUGCAAGUCAAGAAACUUAGGAAGUAUUUGUCUCAAUUAGAAAAAUAAUAUUAUAUACUUAUUUAUUACUAUAUUUGAAAGAAAAAAAAAACAUGGAGUUAUUGCUAGAAGAAAGAAAUAACGUUUUUUUUUAUAAUUAAAACUAAUUUUUGUCCGCUACUUUGUACACGUGGAUUUUUGGAAUAGAAAGGCCAAUGAAAAUACCACUUCUACAUGGAGUAUCAGGAUAAACAUACAUCAGUUUUUAAGAUAGACCUUAGAGAACACAACUGUGAAAAUUGUAUUCAAUUUCAUGCAGUAGCUUUCGUAUAAUACCGGAACAAACAUACAGACAAACAGAUCAAAUGUCAGAUAGACGGACAGACAGAUAGAUAGACAAAAUUCCUAAUAAUUAUUAUUUUGGCUUAUAUAACCCUUAUUAGGACCUUUAUGUGUCCAAUGGAGCAGGUAUCCCGCCACCCGUAUCAAAUAGCAAGGACGGUAUGCCCGAACAAAUGCACCUUCAACCAUAAAAAAAAACCCUACAGAUAUCGUCUAAUUAUUAUUUUAUUAUAUUAGUAAGAUUAUUAUGUCCAUAAAUAAAUAAUAAAAACAACUUUAUUCCAUAACAUUAAAAUAAUAUACAUAAUAACUGUCCACUGCUGAACAUAAGCCUUCCCUAGAAGUGGAGUUUUGCCAGUAGUUGCCAUGCUUGGCAGGCGGGUUGGCAACCGCAGUUAGACUGUUAGUGAUGUUUUAAGAGGGACGAUCCUGCCCAUCCCUCGCUCUCCCUUAGUCGCCUUUUACGACACCCAUGAGAAAAAAUUGUGGCGUAUUCUAUACCGGGACCAGACGGCGAUAUAUACAUAUAUAUAGUAAUACAUAUAUAUAGUAAUAAACAUUAUAGAAAUUACAGUAAAAAUAAUAACGAAUAUUUAAAUUCAUUAAUACAUUUAGAUCAACUUAAACAUCUGUGUCUGAACUAAGCUAUAAAACCUAUAUCUCAGACAGCAUCGCCCUACCCUCACUAAAUAGAAAGAAAGAAGAAAACAUUUAUUGACAACAACAAAAAGUUCCAUAAAUUAUGAAUUAAAAAAAAAAACUUUACAUUUAUUAUUGCCAACGUGGUCACCACUCAGUAUGUGCUGCAGCAAUUUAAUUGCUACAGCGCUGAUAUUCUGUGGUGUCCAUACGUGACAUCACGAACGACGACAGCAAACAUAUAUAUAUAUAUAUAUAUAUAUAUAUAUAUAUAUACUAUAAUUUAUUUAUUUAUUACUAUUUAUUAUUUUUUAAGAAAGCUUACAGCUGAAAUAACUUAAUAAUUACAGCUGUAAGCUACAUGACAACAAUAAGCUAUAUAAUAUUAAUUCAGUGAAAUUUCUAAUGCUACAUACACAAUUGUUGAUUUUAUAUAAAUUUUAUUUAAUUUAUAAACAUGAAUAGUAAUGAAAAUUGUGAAAUAAUAAGCAAAAAAUAAAUAAAAAUAGGGUCAAACAAGAAUCGUUAUAGUAAAUGCAUUUUAAUUAUGUAAAAAAUUCAUUUGUCACGACUAUUUCAGUGGCAUGCUUUGAUAUUUAUCCCAUCAGACCGGCCGUAUUAGUGAUAUAGAAAAAAACUAUGAGCAACAAGUAAGCAUAGUGGUGGUGAAAAGUGAACUGACAUGUGAUAAAUGCUCUCAAAAUAUUAAUUUAUAUAAGUUAAGUGUUAUGUAUAAUUUUGUAAACUAAAAUAUAAACUUAACGUCAAUUAUAUUUUCUAAUAAAUAUUACCUAUUGUGAAAUAAUGGGGUCGAUUCUGAAGCACCGUUUCUUCAAAUCUAUCUCCGAAACAUAACAUUUCAGUUUGAUAUCAGAGCAAGAUAUUUAUUUUAAGGACCAAUAUCAACCAAUUUUCUAAUGAAUUUAAGUCAAAAUUAUUAUAAUUUUAGUUUAUGACGACCCAUAAAACAGUAACUUCGAGAAAUUGACAAUUAAAAAUAUUUGGUUAAGACAUAAGUAAUUUAAUAUUAAUUUUAAUUAAUUACAGUUUAAUUUUUUGCUAGUUAAAAUAUUUUAAUUUUCCAUAUUUGUUUAAUUAUAAUAUAUUAUAUUUUAUUUUACAUUUAAUUAGUUUACUUUUACGCCAUAUGUCUCUCUUUUCAUUUAAGAGUUUCCUCUUGUCGGUGCAACUAAUUCAUGCAUCUUCUUCCAGCCAGCUCUAUCGCAGGACAUAUCCUUGAUCUCUCUAUACGACAUAAUACCUAGUGUCCCAUGUAGUUAUUCCUCGGUCUUCCUUUUCCUCUUUUGCCCUCUAUUUUUCCUUCUACUAUGCUCUUAAAAAAAUCGUCAUGUCGUAUAAGAUGGCCCAGCAUUUUGCCUCUUCUCUUCUCUAUUAUUUUAAUUAAUGUUCUUUUCUCGUUCACUCUUCACGCCAUAUGUACACUUACUUAUAUAAUUUUGUAUUGAAGUUUAAAGAAAGUUUAGUGAAAUGGCGUCUUAGAAUCGACACCAAUAUUUCCUUAGUACACUUCGUAUAUAUUAUAAUUGUUAUAAAAUAUUAUUAUUUGUUUAAAAGUAAUAGUCACAAAUCAGAGAUGUAACAGUUUAAAGGCCAGAAAAAAAAACCAGUUUAUCAAGUAAAUUGUAAAGUACUUAAUUAUAACAUAAUGCUUAAAAAAAAGACAAACUUAAUAUGCGAUAGUUAUUUAAAUAUGUAUAUUUACAACAUAAAUGUAAUAAAUAUAAAAUAUGUGCAAUAAAAAUGGUAAUAAUUCUCAAUAAUUUAAGCUUUAAAUACAUAAUAUUUAUAAAUUUGUUAUUAGAAUAAAUGCUAAUAGUAUUAAUAUCUUGUAAUAAAAUAAUGACAAAAUAUAAUCUUGUUGUGAUUAUUGAAUUAAGAGUUAAUUAAACUUUAUACAAUAA